This is a messenger RNA of Cuscuta campestris, 1165 nucleotides long. NCBI's taxonomy places the organism in Eukaryota, Viridiplantae, Streptophyta, Magnoliopsida, Solanales, Convolvulaceae. The record is from the annotation of a GenBank genome assembly.
CGAUAGAAUUUGCCAAAUGGACUUCCAUUUUCAACCUCCCAAAAGCCACUUAGCCAAUAGAAUUAGAGAUUAUGAUCCUCAAAGAUAAGGGUUUUUCCCAUUUAUAUAGCUGGAGGGCUCCCCAUGAAACGCAGACCACAAACUUUCUAAAUCCCAAUUUAACCCCCCAAGGUUUCCUUCUUAUUUCCGAAAUGGCCAUGGCUCUCUCUUCCUCCUCCUUCGCCGGGCGGGCGGUGAAGGCCCCCUCGCCCGCCGCGGCAGCCGCCCGCGUCGCCCCCAAGAUCACCAUGAGGAGGACCACUUCGAAGUCCUUCUCCAGAUCUGCCCCCUCCGGCAGCCCCUGGUACGGGCCGGACCGGGUCAAGUACCUGGGCCCGUUCUCCGGCGAGGCUCCCAGCUAUCUCACCGGCGAGUUCCCCGGCGAUUACGGAUGGGACACCGCCGGACUCUCCGCCGAUCCGGAGACCUUCGCGAGGAACAGGGAGCUGGAGGUGAUCCAUGCCCGGUGGGCCAUGCUGGGCGCUCUGGGUUGCAUCUUCCCGGAGCUCCUUUCCCGGAACGGCGUGAAGUUCGGCGAGGCGGUCUGGUUCAAGGCCGGAGCUCAGAUCUUCAGCGAGGGAGGCCUGGAUUACCUGGGGAACCCGAGCCUGAUCCACGCACAGAGCAUCUUAGCGAUCUGGGCAGUCCAGGUGAUCCUGAUGGGCGCGGUGGAGGGGUACCGGGUCGCCGGCGGGCCGCUCGGCGAGGUCAACGACCCGCUCUACCCGGGCGGGAGCUUCGACCCGUUGGGCCUGGCGGAAGACCCGGAGGCGUUCGCGGAGCUGAAGGUGAAGGAGAUCAAGAAUGGGAGGCUGGCGAUGUUCUCCAUGUUCGGGUUCUUCGUUCAGGCCAUCGUCACCGGAAAAGGGCCGCUGGAGAAUCUCUCCGACCAUCUCGCCGAUCCGGUGAACAAUAACGCCUGGGCAUUUGCCACUAACUUUGUUCCUGGGAAUUGAAUCAGAGCUGAUGAAAUGUACUUUCAUUUUCUCCUAAUGUUUUUUUCUUAGCUCUAUGUGUAACAAUUUCGUGAAUUGCUUUUUAAAUAUUUGUGAAUUUCUAUGUCAUGCCUUUUAUUUUAAAAUUGAUGAGAUUCCCUUCAAAACUCUAAAAAAUGAGUUUUUAAUUU